Adineta steineri is the source of this 288-nucleotide messenger RNA. Lineage: Eukaryota; Metazoa; Rotifera; Eurotatoria; Adinetida; Adinetidae. The record is from the annotation of a GenBank genome assembly.
AUGGCUCUUCUUUCUGGUUCAUCACUCCAAACAAUUGUCUAUGUAAUUGCUUUAUAUUCGAUGUGUCAUGAAAUAAAAUUGGUUGAAGGUCGUUUUCUUUGGGAUUUAAGUAAUUAUUGUAUUAAUUAUUGUUCACGUUUCAGUGAACAAAUGCCUCGUAUUGGUGUUUGUUCAUGUCAUCGUAUUGCAUCUUAUCAUCGUCGAAUGACUGGAAGAGAUUUAGAAACAAUAGAUGAACAAACUUUUCAAAAUUCGAAUUUUAAUGAACCAAUUGAUAAUUAUAUUUGA